Messenger RNA from Uranotaenia lowii, 6048 nucleotides. RefSeq lists its product as uncharacterized. The record is from RefSeq and is a predicted model, not a curated record. NCBI's taxonomy places the organism in Eukaryota, Metazoa, Arthropoda, Insecta, Diptera, Culicidae. The transcript has 12 exons. Gene Ontology annotation, molecular function: calcium ion binding. The coding region runs from base 1666 to 5022 and encodes 1118 amino acids.
GGCUCCGGUUCGGUUCGGAUUUUCCGGUAGAAUUUUCCUCCGGUGGUGUUUACCCAAAAAGGACUAAUUGUUGGAGUUGGAUUUUUCUGGAAUUGUGGGUCCUUCGAGGCCUCUCUUUGAGUUGGUACUUGUUGAAGGGUGGUUAGUGGAAAGUUUGUUCUAGAGGUAGUGAAGGGGAAAGGAUGAACCCUUGGGGACUUGUUUGAUGUAAUCAAACUUUUUCUGAGCGAAGAAAGGGAAAAGGGUUUUUACUUUUACUCCAGAGUGUCAGGUGGUUGUCAACAUUCAGGCGUUUUGGAGGUGUGAUGAUGAUGAUUAUUUGAGGUAUUUCCGGCCUAUCGUCGUCGUGUGGUCGUCGAAGUGUUGAUUUUCUUUUGCUGGUUAACCAAGCUGGUGUUGAUUUAACCCGGAGGAGUUUGAUCGGUGCGGUGCCAGUGAGCAACCCGAACGGGUGGCUCGUCGUGAAAGAGAUUUCAGGAGAGCGUUUCGGUGACAGAUAGAUUGUGAUAUCUAUUGUGGAACGAAGUGAGAGCAGAUCCGAGAGCUUUCUUAACCCACUACGCUGAGAUCAGUUACAUUACAGCGGUCUUCCGGCGGGCUGUCGUAGGGGGAUGAUUGGAAAUGACAAUACAGUGUUCUACGUAAACAUAAACAUAAAGCGUCAGGUUUGAUCACAUCUGUCCGCUAUUCGUGCUCGGGACCUCAGAAGGAUAUCAUCGUUUCUCGGAUGCGUGCAAAGUGUUUGCUGCUGGCAAGUGUUCGAAACUACACGUUAUAUUUGCUCUCCACGCUUGAGUCAUCCCCCCAUUCUCCAUCAUCGGUGGGAGGCAAAAUUCGCGCGGCCACGGUGUGAAGAUAAUCGGAUUUCUCGACGUCGAAAGUGCUGUAAAUUAGCAAAUUUUACGAUUUGUGUGCGACCGUUUGGCGGAAAUUUAUAUCCGUUUUCUCGUGCGGGCAUUUCGCGUGAGCCUUCGACGGCCAUAAGUUUUGGGGCAAAAAGUUCUGGAUGUGUGUUUUCCCAUAAAGGGGCCUAAAGAAGCGUGUAAUUUUUGGCAGUUUGUCCGGAUGAUAAAUUACGCUCCACACUGCUCUUUCCCACUUUUCCAUAUGUGAGUGGUGUGAAAGUAUGGCGUUUUUGGGUGGCAAAAAGUGAGUGUCGGGCAAAGCGUUUGAGUAAAUGCAACGUUCAAGUGUUUGGGGCACCGGGAACCACUUUUCACUGGAAUGUACAAAGUUUUUCGUCAGCUCUGGGAAAAGCGAGUCCAAAAUGGCAAAAAAAAGAUGUUUAAUUAAAGUAAAAGCUGAAGCUGCAAUCCCAUAAAUGAAUGGAACCGUUUGCGUUACAACAUCAAUUUCAUUUCGAGAAGAAGUCGAGAAAUGAAAGCUUAAAAUAAAAUUAAGAAAAAAACCUAAAGUAGCAAAACGCAAACUAAUCCACUCCUCAGCAUCCCAGUUUUCUUAUUAAGGGAAAAAAAAACCCUUAGAAAGUGGAUAAUUGAAUCUGGUCGAAGCUAGUCUUGUGCUAGUGUUCUCGUGAUUGUGUUUUGGGUAUCCGUUAACCCCAUUUGUUGACUGCCUGGCAGCCGUUUUGUGGAUGAACAAAAUAAACUCACCCCCAAAUAACACAGAAAAGAGGCACACGAACCGAAUGGAACACGUUUAACAAUGUCGAGGAUAAUUAAAAUUUUACUAACGACGCUGCUGCUCGGAAAAUUGGGCCUGGCCAGCGGCGUUAGUAAUAAUCAUCAAUUAUCAUCACCCAUAUCAGACUCCAAGGAAGAUGGCGGCAGUAGCACCAGUACCAGUAGCAGUAGUAGCAGUAUCAGUUCCAGCUCCAGGGCCAACAUCCAGAGCAGUAGAAGCAGCAGUAGUAGUAAUCCUAGCCUCAGCCAGCAGCAGGGAGAGGUACGAGGAAGUGCCGCGGCAGCCACAUCCAGCAGGAGUCAGUUCCAGGGCUGGCAGCAACAUGUGGCCAUGGCCACCUCCUCAUCCCCCACAUCCCAGCAGUGGCCAUCGGUGGAAGGGAGAUUAAUAGACAAUAAACUACGAGACAAACUACUUUCAUUCGCCAGCAGCAGCAUCAGCAUCUCAGGCAGUGGAAGUGAGACGAGCCCGAGGAACAGGAGAAGUGCUGCCAGGCGGCGGGAGAGUGCCAUUUCCGGCGAAGAUAAGACAAAUAAUUUCUACGAUAAUAGAAUAAGCGAUGAGGAGCCGAUGGUUGUUCCGGCCAUUACCGAGGAGGUGUUGCCGGUGAGCAAUCUGACCGAGGAGCGGAUGCGGGAGGAGCGGGAGCUGCUGGACCAUCUCAAUCGAGAACAUUUUCCGGAUGGUGUCAUUCUGCUAACGGAGCCUGUGGAGGAUCUGGAAGAACCGUCGUCGUUGCCAGCGUUGCGGCCAAAGAAAAAGAAAAGAAAACAAUCGGCCCAUGAAGCCACCGAAGACGACACGAAUGCCGCCAGUUCCGGUGGCAAAAAAGGAGGACGCCGGAAAAAGGGCGCCCACAAGAAGAAGAAAAUCAAACGGAUAAAACCGAACAGUGGAAGCAUUCUUCAGCUGGAAGAGGAAUCGAGGACCCAGCAGCAGCAGCCCUCGUCAUCGGAAGACCAGAUAAAUUCUUCUCAAACCGGAGGCAGCGUAACCGAAUUAUCAUUAAACGAAUCUGACCGUCGUCGCAGGCCAUCGGGGUGGAAUCCGGAGGUCUCCGGAUCAAAGCAAAACAACAACCGGAAAAAGCCAGCGCAGAAACGAAGGAAACAAUCCUUCAGGAGCACCCGGAAACCGAUGACAAUCACAGAAACUGGUGACGGAGGAAAUUGGGACCGGAAGGAUUCUCCACCACCAAGUCCUGGCCUGGGCCUCGGAAGUAGCACGGUCACCAAACCGGGUCUGAUUGUGCUAAAUAGCGACGACAAUAUUUACGACCAGAAUAUGCAAAUCCAGCCGGUUGCAGCGGCCCUCAAGAGUGAUGAUGACGAGGAUGCUGCAAGUGAUGGCAGCUGGAGGAAGAAAGCAACGAACAAUGGCAAGAAAUUGACACCCGAAGAACGGGAAACGAGGAAACGACAACUUCGGGAGCAGAAACGACGAAAACAAUUGAAAAAGUUUGACAGAGGGGAUGUGCUGUUCGUACCGGCAAUACCGGAGGAGGAAGUCGCCAUCGUUGACACCGGAACUGGUGCUAGUGCUAGCGCCGAGAGCAGGGAGGAAGAUGCCAGGAGGACAGAAGGUGGCUCAGCAGUGACAGUUGCCUCCACCUCAACCGGUGACGGCAAACGGAUGGUGGAAACGGUUACGCUACAACGGAUCAUCAUUACCGGAGAUCUGUCCUGUAUGAAGGACAAUUUUAUUCCGGCCCCGGCGAUUGCCAAUGCAGAUAUCAAGUACCUGAGGCAGUUUGUUUACAUGGAAAUAUGGAAAAAAUACAUUAACGAGUGCGCCGAGUAUGGAGAGGAUCUGUGCGAGUAUGGCUGCUCCAACACGAUCGGUUCCUUCAUCUGCAAAUGCCCUAAAGGUCUUCGAACGACGGACAACAACAAAUGCAUGGAUAUCAACGAGUGCCUGCUGCGGAAUGGCCACGGACCUUGCCAGGAUACAUGUAUCAACACUUGGAGCGGCUAUCGGUGCAGUUGCUCGGGUCUGCCCGGAACCAGGUUGGGCGAGGAUGGCCACAGCUGCAAGGACAUCGACGAGUGUACGGUCAACAAUGGAGGCUGUUCGCACACCUGUCUCAAUACGCUUGGACGGGCCUUUUGCGUUUGCCCCGAGGGAUUUAUGCUGGACGACGACUGGAAAACGUGCGUCGAUAUCGACGAAUGCUCAAACCAGAAAUCGAUUAGACAAGAGUUCCGCUGUCGGGGGCCGUGUAUCAACACAAUCGGCUCAUUCCGGUGUCUGGAGGAGAUGGUUGGGGACGAAGACUCCAGAGCCGCCGGACAACUGUCCAAACAAUCAGCAGAUGGGCUUCUACUGACAGCAGCAUCCGAUAGUUCCUCUGCCGACGAUGAUGAUGAUGAAAAUGAUGGCGUCGAUACACUUUGUCCAGUCGGCUAUCAAUUCAACACGACGAUGGGCGACUGCCAAGACACCAAUGAAUGCAACUUGGCGAACGGAGGCUGUCAACAUCACUGCAUCAACGCCGACGGAAGCUUCUACUGUUCCUGCAAGUACGGCUUCAAACUCGACAACGACCGGCGGAAUUGUUUGGCGCUAAACGAUUCCUUGCACCUUUCGGAUGUGGCCUGUCCGCCUCUUUUCCCUCCGCGUCAUGGGUAUCUCGAAUGUAGCCGGCCACUGGAUGAGAUCGUCGAUGGACCCGACGGAGGACGGAUGAAGAUCAUCAAUCGACCUGGCAGCCAGUGUUUGCUGAAAUGUCCCACAGGAUAUCGACUGGAGGGAAAGUUUGCCAAAAUCUGCGGAACCAGUGGCGAGUGGAUCGGCGAUGAAAGUGGAACCUGUAUAAGAUAUCCUCAGCCUCGAUUGACCUGCCCGACGAGUGUCAACGUAGAGUUGCAUCCGAACGAGACGAGCCAAACGGCGGUCAAACUGAGGCGGCCCAAAACGGACGUCAGCUGGGAUCGGGACAUCGUGGCGGAACCUUUCUGGGCCAAACGGGACCUUCUGCAGCUGCCCCUCGGGGAAACCAAUAUCAGCUAUACGGCCAAGCAUCCGGUCUCGAAAUUGACCGCUAGCUGCAGUUUCACCGUUCAUGUGAUGGCUGGCAAUCCCCCGACGGUCGACUUCUGCCCGGACACGCAGAUCUACACCAUCGAAGGUCGCCAUCAGAGUGUCAAGGCCACCUGGGAGGAGCCAAUCUUCUCGGACAAUGUGGGCGUCGUCACGAUAACCAAGUCCAAUAGCCCGGGAACGGAUUUCGGAGCCGGGAGCCAUCUCAUCACCUACGAAGCGCACGACGAGGCCGAAUGGAGCGCCCGGUGCACUUUCAAGAUCGUGGUCAAUGUGAGCAAGCGGAAGGACGUCCAGCACUUUCAGCUUCCGAUUCUCUACAACCGGUUCUACUUUUAAUCGGGGCCAUAAAAGUUUCUUUUAAUUUCUUUCAAACCUCCCUUUAGGAAGGACUUUAGCGUCAGCAUCCAUGGAAAUGGUUUUGUAGUUAGUUGGGAUUGGGGGAAGAAGAAGGAUAAGCAGCUUACUUACGGUUGAAGGACUUUUUUAGUCCAGACAUUCAUUCACAUUUAAAUCCCCCUAGAAUCCCUCCUUUACCGUUGUUUUUAUUUUGCAAUUUGAAUCACAGUAAACUUAUCGUUCCCAUGGCACCAGCAACUGGUGGUUUAUUGAAGGAUAAUCGAACGACAAACAUAAUCAAAGAAGUUUUUCUUUCUUUUGAAUAACAGCAAAAAUAAAGGCUUGACGGAACACAAAAGUGAAAAUGAAUACAAUAAAUAGAAUGCUACGAGACGAUGAGCGAUAAUUAACCAAAUAUUUCCACGAGUAAGUCGAGAAACAUGCGCAUGAGAAAUUCAAAAAAGAAUUAAAAAGACAAAACAAGUGUAGUUUCACACAGUUUUAUGAUAAGAAUUUUAAUUGUUUUGUAAAUAGAGUUUUCUCGCUUCGGAGUUGAAGCUGAUACAAAGAAGAAAUAUUGCGAUAAUGAAAUCACAACACGUACAAUACGAAGAAGAAUGUUUAGCAGUGUAAAAGAAAACGAAAUUAUUGUAACAGAUAUCAUUUUCGCCUCAUAGCAAAACAAGAGAAGAAAAAAAACCAAACGGAACCAUAUUUUUAUGAAAGCGCCACAAACAGAAAAAGGAUUUGUAUAGAACGACCGGGUAGUACAGUUUCAAACUGCUUAUCACAAAUUGGCCCAACUAGGUGGAGAGUUUAUAGUAAACAGUAAUAAUAAUAAUAGUGAAGGAGGGGAGCGAAAAAUAUCAGCAUCAAAUUGCGGUGGUGCCCAACAUUCUGCAGAACAAGUGAAGUGAAAAGUAAAUUUCACAGCCAUUGCUUUCAUUUCGUAACCAAACCAGAACAUUCAAUAGAGACAGAGAGAAAGAACGAGAUAAAAAAAAACAUGGAAAAUAAAGCUCCCUU